Drosophila montana is the source of this 4006-nucleotide messenger RNA. RefSeq names its product scabrous (gene sca). The record is from RefSeq and is a predicted model, not a curated record. The coding region runs from base 399 to 2756 and encodes 785 amino acids. NCBI's taxonomy places the organism in Eukaryota, Metazoa, Arthropoda, Insecta, Diptera, Drosophilidae. The transcript is spliced from 4 exons.
ACGCAGCUAGCUGCAGCCAAUCAAGUGAAAGUCAGACAAACUGUUUUUCAAAAGGAAGUUAAGUCGUGUUGUCUUAGUGUGUGUGCGUGCGUGCGUGUGUUUUUGUGUUGUGCGCUUAAAGCCGCUUAGCGAAGGAGGCGGCGGCGAAUAACAAAACAGCAGCGCGAGCUAAACAAAACGUGCGGCAAGCAGCACAAGAAAAGGCGCCGCGCAUAAUUCAAAUAUUGUUAGCGCCGCAUUUUAUAAGGUGGUCCGUCAUGAAACGUGGCCAACAUUUGCAUAAAUAAUCCAUGCCACAAAAAUACUAAAGACUGUGCCACCAAAAAUUCAAACUUGAAUUUAAAGUAAAGCCAAAUAAAAUUGUACUUAAAUACGCAGCUCUUUUGUGCCGCUACAGAAUGUUGCGUUUGAUACUCUUGAUCGUCUCGUUGGCGGUGGCAAGCGCGCGUGGCGCCACAAGCGGCGUCAUCAGCGACGUGAACAACAUGUUGCGCGAUGCCAAGGCAAGCAGCUCGGCUCCAGUUGCAGCUGCAGCUGCAACAUUGCCACCAUCCAGCGUUGAGCUGCUGCGCUUUGUCGACGAUGAGGAUAAUGAGGAGGGGCUGGAGAUGCUCUCGAAUGGCGUUCAGUUAGGUGGCAACAAGGGGCAGGACGAGGAGCAGGAUGUGCCGCAUAAUCUGAAGCUGGGCGAUCAGGUGCGCCUGCUGACCAAGCAAUUGAAUGCGCUGAUGAUGCGUCGGCGCGAGGAUUACGAAUUGCUGGAACAUAAUUUACGUAAAUCCCUGCGGCUCACCACGGAUGCGGCCAGCGUCGAUGCGGAUAUGCGCAGCGAAUUGGAUCAAUUGAGACGCGAGAUGCAAACGCUGCGCGCCACGCACAGCGGCAACAAGGAGCGCCUGACCGUCGAGUGGCUGCAGCAGUCGAUAUCGGAGAUACGCAAACAGCUGGUGGAGCUGCAGCGCACCGCCGCCAACGUCGCGAAGGAUGUACGACACGAGGGCACCGCCUACGAGGAUCUGGCAACAAUACGCAACGAUUAUCAGCAACUAAAACUCGAGCUGGCUGCCCAGCGGGAGCGGCAACAGCAAACCGAGGUGAUUGUGCAGGAGCUGCGCGAGGAGCUGCUGCAGCAGGAGCAGGAAUACAAGCACGAGCUGAACAGGCAGCUAAAUGCUAAAGCCAAUGCCAAAGCCAAUACCAAUGCCAAUGCAAUUGUCAAGCAGCAGACACUAGAGCAGUCGGCCAGCAUUGAGGAGAAUAGCAGCAGUCAGGAAGCUAGCCAAGAGUCACGGUCGAUGUCGAGCAGCGAACUGGCCGACCAUAGACGCCGCCAUUGCCGCUUCCAGCAGCAGCAGAUACACAGCCUGCAGCUGGCACAGCGCAGCCUGCGCCGGCAGGUGAACGAGCUAAAGUACCAUCACAUUGACGAACGGGUGCGCAGCAUUGAGCUGGAGCAGCAUCGCAUCGCGAAUGCCAAUUUCAAUUUGAGCCGUCAGAUUGCGACGCUGGACAAGCUGCACACCUCGAUGCUGGAGCUGCUGGAGGAUGUCGAGGGGCUGCAGAGUAAAAUGGACAAGAGCAUACCAGAACUGCGCCACGAGAUAUCCAAGCUGGAGUUUGCCAAUGCGCAAAUCAGCUCCGAGCAGAAUUUGGUGCGUGAGGAGAACAAAAAUGCGGCACGCUCCCUGCAGGCCAUGGCCGUAAGCGUCAGCGUGCUGCAGGACGAGCGUGAGGGUGUCAAGAAGCUUGUCAGCAAUGUCGAGCAGCUGCAAACGAAUGUGGAUCGCAUACAAUCACUUGUUAACGACGAGCUGCACAAUAAGCUUUCACACCUCAACAAGCCGCACAAGCGUCCACAUCAUCAGAAGCCGCAGCAGCCGCAGGAAUUGACAGAUCUGAGAACGGAUAAUGAGCUGGCCGAAACGUUGGUGGCCGAAUUGGAGAACGUUGAGGCCCAGUAUGAGGCGAUUGUGAAUAAACUGCCGCAGGACUGCAGCGAGCUGUCAACGCAAGUGGAUGGCCUGCACUUGAUAGCGCCCGCCGGGCAGCAUCAUCCGCUGAUGACGCACUGCAACGCGGAUGGCUGGACGACAGUGCAGCGACGCUUUGAUGGCAGUGCCGAUUUCAAUCGUUCCUGGGCGGAUUAUGCGCAGGGCUUUGGCACACCGGGCGGCGAGUAUUGGAUUGGCAAUGAGCAGCUGCAUCAUCUGACGCUAAACAAUUGCACCCAGCUGCGCGUGCACAUGCAGGACAUCUAUGACAACAAUUGGGUGGCUGAGUAUAAGCAUUUCUAUAUCUCAUCCCGCUCGGAUGGCUAUAGGCUGCACAUUGGCGAGUAUAGUGGGAAUGCAUCCGAUGCGCUCAACUAUCAGCAGGGCAUGCAAUUCUCGGCAAUUGACGAUGAUCGCGAUAUAUCACAGACGCACUGUGCUGCUAACUAUGAGGGUGGCUGGUGGUUCUCUCAUUGCCAGCACGCCAAUCUCAAUGGGCGCUACAAUCUCGGCCUGACUUGGUUUGAUGCCGGCCGCAACGAAUGGAUUGCGGUCAGGUCAAGCCAAAUGCUGGUCAAGCGGCGGCCCAGCGAUGAGUGUGCGCCGAGCAAUGGCAAUGAGGCGCCUACAGGGGCGGCAGCAGCAACAACAAUUAAAUCAGCUUCUGCUGGCACGACACCAACAAUAAAAACAAUAACAACAACUGUCGUGCCGAGCACACGGCCAAACACUGUGGUGCAGUUCGUUGCCGCAGCGCAGGCGUAAGCCAACAGCUGCCGAAACCAGCUAAACAGCUACAGUGAACCACCAGAGCCAUGCCUACUAUAGUUUGGAGUGCGUGCGUGUGAAACGCGCAAAAAAUAAAAAUAAAACUUAAAUAUAUAUGUGUAAAAAAAUAUCAUAAAGAAACUCGGCGAGCAUAGCAAGGAGCAGAGCCGAGCAGAGCAGGCGGCAAGUUAGGGUAGUUGUGGUGCGUGUUUCUUUUGUAAAUAGCUAAAUUCUUGUCUAAGUUGUAGUUAAUACUAUUUCAAUGGAGCUUAUUAGCCUCGUCAAGAAAAAGGAAGGAAAACAAACAAAAGAGAAAGUGCUUAACAAUAGAGUACACUAGGCGUAUGCGUAAUCUAGUUAAUCUAGCUAUAGAGAGUAUCAUCAUGCAACUUGUCCAUGGAAAUAUGCAACCCGUACAUAUUUGUUUUGUCUUUCAGCGGAUCUCAUAGAGGCAUAAGUUCACGCAGCUCAAGUUUGAUACAAAAAUCAACAUUCAAAAGCAUUGAAAAACAAACUUAAAAAAAAUAAUGAAGUAAAGAAAACCCUCCUCUAUUUGGGCAAAUAUCAUGAGCAAAACAAAUAUAAGUGCGUGUAUGUCUUGCAGUUAUUUCCAUAAUAACAUUAGCUCUAAGUCAAAAGCCAGUCUUUAGUGUAGGCAUCUCAGACAAAUAAUAAUAUAUACUUAAAUGUCAAGACAGUCGCACACACAAAGCGAAAAUUCUUCAAAAUAUUAUUAUUUCAUUUUGAUGCAUUUUUAUGAGAAACUUUGUGUGCUGUCUGUAUGCUCUAGUGUUUACAAUUUAAGCGUCCAUAUCAAGUACAUUGUGUAGACUUGAAACAGUCAUUAAGUAUAGUCCUAAUGGUAAUUUAACAGUUGGUAUUUGUAAUUGUUGUAUUAUAAAUGUUAUCAGCUAUCAGAUCCUAUUCAUGCUUGCUUAGCUCCCAAUUCAAAAGAUUCAGCUUAACUCUCUCAUUUUCAAUAAUGCAACAACCAACGUAUAUGCCAAAGAUAACGAGAGCAAAAAUAAAAUCCCUCACAAAAAAACAAAAACAAAAUAAAUAAAAAUAAUAACAAAAACCAACUAUUUUCUGCAGUUUUGCAUAUACCAAAAAAUACAAAUAAAUACAAACAUAUAUUAUGGAUAAAAAUAAUAAUAAAAGUUGCAGCUAGCUUAAGUCCUGGUCAAGCAACAACUAAAUAUAUAUAUACACAUAUAAAUAUAUAUGUCUGUAAGUAUAUAUAUAUC